AAGUAAAAGAUCGAUAUGAAACUUUAACUAGUGAAUCUACUUAUGACAUUAUACGCAGAAUCUCAGAAAAAAUGAAAUCUAUUGACCUUGCCAAGCUCUCAUUUAAUAACCCAUUACUCUCAUUUAUAUUGAACCUGGAUCGAAUUGAUCCUAUUAUUAAUGAUUUGAUACCAAAAUCUUUACUGGAAGAAGCAAGCCAAUAUGAAAAUGUUCGAAAUUGGAAGGGUUUUACGACGGAAUUCAUAAAGUGA
Messenger RNA from Funneliformis mosseae, 251 nucleotides. The record is from the annotation of a GenBank genome assembly. Lineage: Eukaryota; Fungi; Glomeromycota; Glomeromycetes; Glomerales; Glomeraceae.